AGGAUUUUGACCUUACGGCUAUGUGCCGUUUUCUCAACACUUUCUGCUUAAUUGUUGCUGCGAGUGACGUUGUCAAAGACAAUGAGACAGAAAUCCAUCGCCACGCUCUGCUUUAAGUUGUUAACGGUGAAUAUGGCUGGCAUUAUAAGGCUCAGUCCGUGUGGUGCGUAGAAUUUUUGGAUAAAGUACAAGAGAACGUGAACGCGGGUUCAAGGCUGUUAUAUUUUAACGUUAUGUUGACAGUACAGUUACUUGAAACUAGUGAAUAUUACUCAAGCCAUCAAAGUGAUUAAUGUUAUAACUAUUUUAUUCGCGAUGUGACGUUUGUGUAAAAUCACAAGAUGCUGCUCAGCGAAACACUUUAUUAUUGCUAAAAGUGAAACUGAGCUAUUGGGACCAUGUCCCGAAACAGUGAUAUAUCAUUUCAUUCAGCAACUCAAACUUGUGUAGGCCAGACUAGCCUAAUUUGUAUUUGGCUGGUGUAAAAAUUAGCCUUUUUACUAAAAACGAAAAAAAAAAACAGCUAAAUUAUUUAUAUACUGUACAAUAAAUGCACCCAAAGUCGACUAAUCUAUAAUACUAAUACAAUGGUUUAUGUAUGUACAAGUUAUUUGUUGUGUAGUGUUGUGUUGGGGUUGUAUAGUGUUGUGCCAACCUUUGCCAAGUAUGAGAAAUCGCAAGUUUGCCCAAGUAUUAAGUUGCGUGAUGUAGAUUACAUGGAAGAAUUGGAAAAUUGUACAAUUGUGGAAGGAAAUUUAGAAAUAACUUUAAUGGAAUUUCAGCCACAUACCUACCCUAAACUAAGAGAAAUAACAGGUUACAUGCUGCUUUAUCGUGUUCAUGGUUUGAGAACAUUAAGUGAUGUGUUUCCUAAUCUAGCGGUAAUCCGAGGGGAGAAUAUCAUGUAUAAUUAUGCCUUGGUUGUUUAUGAGAUGCCCGACUUGGAAGAAAUUGGACUGACAAGUUUGUCUGUAAUAAUGAGAGGAGCAGUUCGAUUGGAGAAGAAUAAUAAACUAUGUUACAUCAAUACUGUUGAUUGGUCUCGAUUAACGGCAACAGCUAAAUCUGAAGAUAAUCUUUUUCUCAAUAAUAGACAUGAAUCAGAGUGUGUCAAUAUCUGUCCAAAACACUGUCCAAAAUUGCCUGGUAAAAAAGUACAACAUUGUUGGAACGCCGAUAGUUGUCAGGUCUAUAUUGAUUGUCCUUGUAAAUUUUGUAUUGCUAAUACGAAAGAAUGUUGCCAUCCAAAUUGUACAGGAGGAUGUACAGGACCAUCAAUUAAAGAUUGUGUGGCAUGUAAAAAUGUUUUGUAUAAAAAUGAAUGUAGAGAAACCUGCCCGGAUAAUACGUAUAAGUGGAAAAAUAGAUUAUGUUUAACAAAAAAAGAAUGUAACAGAAAGAUGACACCAAAAAGAGGCAAUAAAAAUGAAUGGCAUUAUAAAACUCUUGAGUCUGAUCUUCUGAAUAACAAGACAGAAAAGAUAUGUGCUAAAGAAUGUCCUACUGGUUAUACUAUAGUUGAUAGUCGAUGUGUCAAAUGUAAAGAUCAGUGUCCUAAAGAAUGUUUAGGAGGUAUUGUUGAUAGCAUUGAUUCAGCGCAGGUGUUUAGUGGAUGUACUAUUAUUAAUGGGGCAAUAGUAAUACAGAUAGACGGAGGCAGUAACAUUGGUAUAGAGCUUGAAAAUAGUCUGGGUGCUAUAGAGCAAGUGACAUAUUAUAUAAAGAUAGUAAGGUCUUAUCCAAUUCUGUCGCUACAUUUCUUUAAAAACCUCAAAGUUAUUCAUGGACGAGGUCCAGGUGGUACUAAUACAGAAGAGAUUAAGAAUUACAGUCUAAUCGUUGUGGAUAAUCCUAAUCUAAAGGAACUAUUCUUACCUAAAGUUUCAAAAAGACUUAAAAUGAAGAGAGGAAAGGCUAAGUUUCACUACAAUCGUAAAUUAUGUUACUGGAAAAUCAAGGAAUUUUUAACAGAUGUUGACCUGGUCAAUAGAACCACAAAAAAUGAUGUUAAUCCUGACUCAAAUGGUGAUUCUAUUCCUUGUGAGGUUACCACAUUAAAUCUUCAAGUAGAAAAAAUAUCUGCUAAAGAAGCUAUAUUAAGAUGGGAUAAAUUUACAUUAGCUGAUGAACGAAUGUUAUUUAGUUAUGUUGUUUAUUAUAGAAAAGUAACAUCAAAAAGUGUUGACAUAUUUCAAGGAAGAGAUGCUUGUUCUCAGUCAGUAUGGAAAAACUUUGAAAAAGAACCUGAUAAAGAAAAAGAUCCAAAUUAUAUGAUAGGUUUGAUGUAUAAUCUAACCCCAUGGACCUUGUAUGCAACUUAUAUACAACCAUUUACUGUCGGUUCCGCACCAAAAUCAGCCAUUUCUAAUAUAGUUUACUUCAGAACUAAACCUGACAAACCAUCAAGACCAACAAAUUUGAAAAUAUUAGCUAAAGAUAAAGGAGAAUUACAGGUUCGAUGGAAUCCACCAGAUGAACCAAAUGGAAACGUAACACAUUAUUUAGUUUAUUGGAAGCUGCAAGCGUUAGCGCAUGAAGAUUUUGAUCAGAGGGAUUAUUGUUUAGAACCUAUUGUUGGGAAUAGUAACAAGAAUAAAGCUAAAGAAAGGUUUUUGGAAGAAGAAGAAGCAGGCAAUAAAACAGUCACAGAUGAAAAUAGCUGCUGUACUUGUCCAAAAUCAAAGAAAGAAAUUGAAGAAUCUAAGAAGAAUCGAUUAAAUCAAAUUGAAUUUGAGAAUCGUCUGAGAGAUAUUUUUAUUAAAAAAGUGCCUCAUUCUAAAGCUCUGAAAACUGUUGUUGAUAAAGAAAUGAAUGUCCACAAAUUAUUUGAUCGAAAUAAAAAACUCCGUCAAAGGCAACAAAAACCAUCAGAAUCGGACAUUGAAAAAGGGAAGAGGCGAUAUACUGCAGACAGUCCAAAAGUCAAAGAGAAAAUAAAUAAAAUAGUAAAUGCAGAAAUGAAUGAAACUUUAAACGGGAUUAUUAAUGGAACGUUUAAUGGAACAGUUAAUGGUACUAAUGAAGAAAAUAUAACAGAAGAUACAAGUCCAGAUUUUACUGCCAUGCAAGCCAUAGUUUAUGGUACCAAUAUAAUCAUUCCUAAUCUCGGACAUUUUGAAAUUUAUCAUAUCACGGUAUUGGCUUGUUUGGAAACAUUGCAAAAUGGUAAUUACCUUUGUAGUGACGCCUCAGGAUCAACUAUCGGUAUUGGUAAAACACUUGCGUCUCCCACAGCAGAUAAUAUUAAUGAUACAACUGUACAAGUGAGGAUAAAUAAUACCAGUGAAGUUAUAAUAACCUGGCAAUCUCCACCCAAUCCAAAUGGAUUAAUUAUAACAUUUGAAGUGGAAUAUAAAAUAAUCAAUCCAAAUAAUAUUAAUCCUGUACGUAUUUGUUUACCCCAUAAAAAAUAUCGAGAAAUAAAUGGGUACCGUUUUGAAAAAGUAACACCAGGCAAUUACACGUUUAAAAUACGGGCUACAUCUUUAGCUGGAAAUGGAACUUGGACUGUACCUAAAUAUUUUCAUAUAAAACCCCCAACAGAUGAAAAAGUUUUAAUGGGAACAGUUAUAGCUGUAAUAGUGAUAGUAGUCAUACUGGUCAGUAUCAUCAUAGGUAUUGUUGUAUGGUUUGUUGCAAAAAGCAAAUUUUCUAAAGAUCAGGAUAUGACAACAGUAUCUAUAAACCCAAGUUAUAUGCCUACUGCUGAUGUGUAUAUUCCUGAUGAAUGGGAGAUAGAACGAGAUAAAAUCAAGUUUAUUAAGGAGUUAGGUCAAGGGUCAUUUGGUAUGGUGUGGGAAGGUAUUGCUAAAGAUAUACAACCUGGUGUAAGAGGAAGCAUCCGAGUAGCUGUAAAGAUUGUAAAUGAAGAUGCUAAUUGGUAUGAUAAAAUGAACUUUUUAAAAGAGGCUUCCAUAAUGAAAGCCUUUAAAUGUCACCAUGUAGUAAAACUACUGGGUGUUGUAUCUAAAGGACAACCAGCUCUAGUUAUAAUGGAGUUAAUGGCAAAUGGUGACUUAAAAAAUUUCCUUAGAUCUCAUAGACCAGAUUCUGAAGUGAAGAAACUAAAAAUGUGGAUAUUUUUCAAGGAAGAGAUGCGUGUUCUCGAUCUGAGUGAGUUGUGA
This is a messenger RNA of Patella vulgata (common limpet), 4124 nucleotides long. Its product is annotated as putative molluscan insulin-related peptide(s) receptor. NCBI's taxonomy places the organism in Eukaryota, Metazoa, Mollusca, Gastropoda, Patellidae. The transcript has 22 exons. Gene Ontology annotation, molecular function: insulin receptor substrate binding; ATP binding; insulin receptor activity. The record is from RefSeq and is a predicted model, not a curated record. Gene Ontology annotation, cellular component: insulin receptor complex; axon. Gene Ontology annotation, biological process: protein phosphorylation; glucose homeostasis; multicellular organism development. Bases 588 to 4124 code for a protein of 1178 amino acids.